Molecule: messenger RNA, 642 nt
Organism: Sclerotinia sclerotiorum 1980 UF-70
Lineage: Eukaryota; Fungi; Ascomycota; Leotiomycetes; Helotiales; Sclerotiniaceae
Exons: 3
Coding region: 1-642 (213 amino acids)
Molecular function (GO): protein binding
Source: RefSeq, a predicted model, not a curated record
AUGGGUUCAUAUAUUCACGAACAUGCAUACUCCGGAAUCGUCACGGUAAUCGUUGGCCCAGAAGGACGACCAUUUUUCUUCCACGAGAGUCUCCUCUGCGAAAAAUCCCCCUGGUUUCGCGCAAAGCUGCACAGCCAAAAGACUGAAGAGUACAGUGAUUCCGCCAUCGAACUAUCACCCAUAGAAACCUCUUUUCGAGAUUUCCAGCAAAGUCAACGCGAGAUCAUCUAUCGAUACGAAGAUGAUGUUCAUACAUCCAACCAAUUCUUUACUUGGAUAUACGGAUGUGUAUAUGUGAUACCUAGACGUGAUCCAGAAUCCUAUGACACUGCUAUGCAUAUAUCGGAAUGGGUAAUACUCCACGUGCUAGCUGUUGAAAUGGGAGUUAUGGAUUUGGCACAUAAAGCUCUGUGGGACGGUUGUGCAAGUCCAGAUUCCUACUUCGAGGUCGAGUCUCCUAUUACUUCGUCGGAAUAUUUAGACGAUAUCUCGGAUUUGGAUUUAGAUGAUGCUGCGCCUUUCUUGAUGUCAGAUUGUGGGACAGUAUCUGCGGAAGAAGAGGAUGUGUAUUCACGGCAAGAGAGAGAUGAAGCGAUGACGGAGUAUUAUGAGCGUAGGGAUUUAACUAGCUAUGUCUUUUGA